Molecule: messenger RNA, 834 nt
Organism: Zasmidium cellare ATCC 36951
Lineage: Eukaryota; Fungi; Ascomycota; Dothideomycetes; Mycosphaerellales; Mycosphaerellaceae
Exons: 1
Coding region: 1-834 (277 amino acids)
Source: RefSeq, a predicted model, not a curated record
AUGGAAAAUCGAAACAUUGUUGCUGUUCUUGUUAUUUUAUUCUACAGCCCGACAUUCCUCUGCACAUGCUGGUUGAUCUGGAAGCACGGCUGGCGAGCUAGUUCCGAGACCUGGUUCGUGCUGUCAACAUUUGCGAUCUCACGAAUUAUCUUCGGCGCACUGCAACUUUCUACAAUAUCUUAUCCUCAGACAACUGGACUUCGCGUUGCUGCUGCUACCUUUUCUGUGGACGGCCUUUCGGCGCUGCUGUUCUGUGCACUGGGCCUCCUUCAUCGACUGCUGAAUACGUUCCACGAACAACGCUGCUCUGUAUGGCUCACUAUUAAGCACCUCCGAUUCCUCGAACUUGCCGUCACAGCAGCGUUCAUCUGCGCGAGCGUGGGAUUCUCUGGACUUCAUGCGAAAGAUCUGGAAACGACCAUCCAUCACCCACCAACAUCAAAAGCUGCUGCUGCAUUGUACAUCGUCGGCGUGGCGGGUAUCUUCUACAGUGUGGGUAUUCUGCUUCUACAUGCACGUACUGCAGAAAAACAAGAUCGUGACAUUCUCUGGACCCUUGCAAUCACACAGCCACUGCUUGUCGAGCGAGUCACAUAUCUCUGUCUCGACAUGUUGGGAAAUAUUCGGGUUUUCAGUACCAUCAACGGCAGUGUGACCGCAUUCCUCUGCAUGGGGUUGUUGGAAGAGGCUGCUGUUAUGAUUGCGUAUAUGAGACUGGGGUUCGUUCUUCUUGGUCAUCCAAGCGGCGUCCCUGCAGGGGCGGUGGAGCUGGAGGAGGCUCCGAAGGGUGAAGAUCGGGCGGAUUAUGCUCAGAUCAAUCAUGGCGAGCCAUGA